Molecule: messenger RNA, 2892 nt
Organism: Neospora caninum
Lineage: Eukaryota; Apicomplexa; Conoidasida; Eucoccidiorida; Sarcocystidae
Exons: 1
Coding region: 1-2892 (963 amino acids)
Source: RefSeq, a predicted model, not a curated record
AUGCUGCCGCCCUUCGACACGGACCCGCCCGAGUGGGGCACGGCUGGCAAACGCGCCCGCGUACAAACCGAUCCGGGCGAUGCCUUCUGCUUUUCCUCCAGAACCGGCCGGAACGGCCUGUCGGGUGUACGGCCGUCCGGGUCGCUUGGACAAAGCCCGCAGCGGGACGACAAAGGCGUCUCGACUGCGUACUCCGGGUUUUCCCGCCUACUGGGCACGUCUCAGGAGUCCAUCUCGACUGCAGAAACUUCUGUGUCCUUCGACGCGCGGCUGCCAAAGUGCGAAGUCGGGGUGCCCGCCUUCUCGUCGCUUCGAACCCCGCCUGCUGACGGCCGGGUCCUGGAGCGCCUCCUAACCACAGCCAGCGACAUCUUUCGACUGCCAAAGAGGUGUCUGUCUCCUCGAAGCAGACACUCGGAAAGUCGGUUCUGCGAGACGCAACGGAGCGCGUCCGUCGCAACUCCAGACUUGGGACGUCAUGCAGGCGACGGGUGCAUCUGCGCCUUGUCCACAGCGUCGCGGGGCUCGGCCGACGACACAGACAGCGUGUGGGAGGCAGCCUGGCCUGCGGAGCGACAGCCGCUGGACGCUCCUCUCCCCUGCUGUCCGGGGCCGAGGGACGCUGCCCUCAUUGGCCGCCGAGGCGCAGACUACGUCGCCAGAGGACAGCGACGCGCCAAUACGGAAAGCCUGGCGAGCAGGGAAGCGACAGACGAGGGGGACCCCCCGUCGGCAGAACUGCCUGAAGACGUCUGGGAACGGUCGGUCCAGCGCAUCCUCGGCGAAGCUGCGUCGGCGUUGCGGCGGUACUCGGUGGAGGGUCGAGACAUCCGGGUUUCUGCUCCGGGCGGGGUCAGCCGUGCACGGGGGGAAGCGCUGUUGGACGACGAGCUCCUCUCGAGGGCCUUCGCGCAAGGCGCGCCUGGGAAGCUGGUGUUGGGGAACAGGUCCGAAACAGUCCAUGCUGACGGUGUCCGGCUCGAGAGAAACUCGGGAGUGAACCGGGAAGGCCGCGGCGCCGCGGCGGCAUCGCCCUUUUGUGUUGGCGACGCGUGUCUGUGUCCCUGCGGGCCCCGAGAGAGCCAGGCGGGACCGUCUGCGAGUCGAGAGGCUGCGGAGUGCCUCGAGCGGCUUCGCGAGAGAAAUCAAGAGAAGGCAGCUCGCCUGAGUCUGGCUCUGAUGCUCUCGCGGAGUCCCCUCCACUCAGCCACCAGUCGCAGUCCACGGACCGGGCGCCUUGAGAGCGACGAAGAAGGGCGCGGCAGAGAGGACGGAGGCCUGCUCGAAAAGCGGGCCAGGCAUGACAUCCCCGCGGCGCUGCGCAGCUCGGUGGAGGCGGCGCUUGCGGGGGAAGAGGACUGGGAAUCCGCGCGAGGUCUGUGUGAUCGAGCGCAGAAACCCCACGUGGACCUUGAGGGGAGACGUGUUCGGUCGUUGCUGAGUGAAGUCGCCGACAGAGUCGAAGGCAAGAGGCGUCGAGAGGAGGAGCCCGAAAUGGCGACCUGUGCGUGCGCGGGACCCGAUGGGGACGAUCGUUUGUCGUGUUUUUCAGCUCGGGCGGCGCCCAGAGCGUUUGACAGGCUGUGCCUGGAGACGUCUCUGCGGGCGGGCCUCACUGGGGAUCGGCACUCGCCAUGCCGACGGACCUUGAGCAAGAGUUUGAACACAGAGCUGCCGGCGCUUUCUUUCCGCGCGCGCGGGGACGCUGGAUUGUCUCCGGCGGGUGGGCAGACGCGAAGCCGUUGCGUUGACGACGAUUUAAGGAACCCGAGUCCUCGCGAAAGGGACACUGCGUCUUUCCCCGCUUCUUCAUUCUUCGUGCCAUCCUUGCGCGGUCACCAGGGGCGGCGCGACAGACAGGCGCCGUUGAGCGACCCGGAGGCGAGCGAGGAACAGGCACGGCAAUCGGACCUCGCCGCAGCCGACGCGGGAUUCUUCGUGCCGCAGAAAGGCCGGUCUCUCGGUGGCCCACCGGACCGUGAAACUGAGGACAGCGACGACGGAAAGUCUCGCAGAAGGGGAAUUGCGAGACUGACGCGUGCGACGAGUCCUGGGGACAAGGAAGGCGCCGGGAACGGGCGCUCGGUGGCGUCUCUUGGCGUGGACGCGCAAAGACACGAACGCAAUGGACGAGGCGACGAGGAAGAUCGGAAUCUGCCGGACUGCUGGACCAUUGGGCAAAAAGACCACUUCACGGAAAAGUACAAGUGGCUGUUUUUGAGUGGCGGGAUGCUUGGGUGUCUGUACUGCCGAGCGAUGAAAGACAGGGGUCUGCGCGCGCGGAAGCGAGGCAUGAAAAUUGUAAGCCACUGGGCAGACGGAGCAGUGAAGCCUUCGGGAGCGUCAAGGGUCACCAACAUGCGAAGUCUACGCAAGAAAAUUUGCCGUCACCAAGACUCCCGCACUCAUAAGGAGGCUGCAGAGUUGCUGGGUGAAGCUUCGCAGAAAGACGCCUGUGAGCGGAGUCAGAGAGGAAUGUACGAGGCUGCGAAGAUGGCUUUGCUCACUUCCCCCCCCGCGGCAGCAGACGACAAAGACGACUGUGCAGACGAACUCCAUUCCGAUGAAGCAAGUGACGAGAGCGACGGCGGCGAGCCCGGAGACGAACCUGAGAAUGGCGCUGGCAGUUCAAGAGGAGGUCGGGGGCCUGCUUCCGGGGAUCGCGAGCGACUGCACGAGGAAGAGGACGCCUCCGUCAACUCGAGAUCUAAAGAGGAAAAGCGCGAGAAAAAGAGUGUAGAGAAAAAAAGCUCGGCGGAGGCAGCCGAAGCGAGCGGCGUUGUUGGUAGUCGAGAGCGGCUAGGGGAGCGGGACGAGGAAACCCCUCUCCAGGCGAGAGACACUAAGGCGGUUCUGGAAUCAGGCGACGAUACAGAGACACAGAAGCAAUGA